Candidozyma duobushaemuli is the source of this 504-nucleotide messenger RNA. RefSeq lists its product as uncharacterized. The record is from RefSeq and is a predicted model, not a curated record. The transcript has 2 exons. Lineage: Eukaryota; Fungi; Ascomycota; Pichiomycetes; Serinales; Metschnikowiaceae. Bases 1 to 504 code for a protein of 167 amino acids. Gene Ontology annotation, biological process: regulation of protein localization; endosome organization. Gene Ontology annotation, cellular component: BLOC-1 complex; endosome.
AUGUCCUCGAUGGGUUCGAGCUCUGAUAUACUGAUGGAGAAUGCACCGGAGUCUCCAAAUUUGCCCACGUUUCAGGCUGACUUCAGUGAUACCUACGAGGAAUCUGAGGAUGAAUUUAUCACAAGCGACGAGGAACUUCUAAGCGGGAUGAUUUCCAACGACGAACUGCGACAGCAUUACGGUCAAGCCACGUCAUUGGCAGAUCAUACGGAAUACUUUACAAAAUCAAUUGCCAAUGCAAUGGAGUCGUUGCUGUUGGAUAAGUCACUUGUUGCGCAGGCGCAAUUGAGUGGUCAGAUCAACAACAAGAACCAGCAACUUAUUGAAAUGAAUGAACAGCUCUGCUCAAGACUUGAGUCAUUGAAACAGCAGUACGAGUGUCAUAUCGCCAGAACUCGUUUGGGUACAUUGGAACGAGACCUAGAUAACAUCAACUCGCGCAUUGAGGCAUUGAAGAGUGGAGCAAAGAAAUCGGUUUUAUUCGGUAGCGGCAAGCUUGUAUAA